UCCCUGUGAACGGUACGUCUCUUAGCAUUGAGCAGCACAUUUUGUCUAUAUUUACUUCCAAAUGAUAUUUUAACUAGGUCAGCUAAAUUACGGAAAUAGACUGCUGUACAUCAGUGAGGCAACCAGUCAUGACAUCUAGUGGUCAAACGAUUGAAGUGCAGCCCAAUGUGUUGGUUAUAACUUACUGGUUAUAAAGUUGAUUUAUAAUCAUUGAACUCAGUAUUCCUCUCUAGCCUGUGUGUGUACUGUGUAGUCCCUGUGUACAUGUAUGUGGCUGUAUUUGCUGUAUUUACCUUAUGUCAAGCAAACAUUUGCUGGUUUCUGCCUCUUAAAUGUCAUGAUUAGCCUCUUUUUUGCUGCUUUAACAAUUUUAAAUUUCCAAUAACCAUUUGCAAACAUCACUUUGAGCUCUGAGGAGUUGAAAGGGGCAUUCUUAACUAUUGUUUGACAUUUUACAGAUCACUUAAUUAUCAAUAUAUUGUCCAUGUGUCACUCUCUCUCUUUCUCUCUCUCUCUUCAAUCUCUACUGCUCACUAUCCUUCUCCCUCCCUCCCUCUUGAUCUCUCCCACACUCCCACUCUCUGCCCUUCUCACUGUAACACCCUCUCUCUCUUUCUCUCCCACUCUCUUUCUCUGCUUGUAAGCGUUCUCUGGGCGUGCAGCCAGCUGGCGUGUGUGUGUUUUUUGAAUGAAUACCUGAUGAAGUUGGCCGAGCAAACCGUGGGAGGGGCCCUAUGUGUGAGUGUGUGUGUGUGAGUGUGUGUGUGUGAGUGUGAGUGUGAGUGUGUGUGUGUGUGUGUGUGUGUGUGUGUGUGUGUGUGUGUGUGUGUGUGUGUGUGUGUGUGUGUGUGUGUGUGUGUGUGUGUGUGUGUGUGUGUGUGUGUGUGUGUGUGUGUGUGUGUGUGUGGGGUAGACAGUGUGAGAGCUCUGGCUAGCAUUCAACCCCUUGCAUAAUACACGUUGGAGCUCAGCAUGCGGGACUCCCUCCCUGUGGGCGUGUGCAAGUUUGUGCUACCAAUUUUUUUGUGUUUGUGUGUGCGCACGUGCGUGAUCACCUUUGCUGUGUGUCAGUGGUAGUGAGGGAGCUUCCUGCCCCGCUGUCAAGAUUUAGUAGAAGGUCGUUGGCUGUGUGUGUGUGAAUGUGUAUGGGUGUGUGUGUGUGUGGAGGGUGAGAAAGGCUGAGAGCAGUUUGUAGCACAAGUACACUGAAUCUGCUUGGGAUUUUCCGCUUGAGGGGGAGAGAGGGAGUUGGAGUGAGACUCAGGGUGCUUUACAAGGGACACGACAGAGCAGGAGAAGAAGAGGGGAGUGAAGGGAGGAGAGGAAUGAGAGAGAGGGAGAGCAUGCUGCAGAAUUGGGCAUCUCCUGCUACCCUGGUUUGAGCUGCGUGUGGGCAGGCUUGCUUUUGCAAGGAAAUGAUUCCGCAUGAAGUGCGACGCACUCGGCCCCCUGUCGUCCUCGGCGGCAGUAGCAGGUGUGAUGUCGUAACAUUCUCCCCCACCACACUGAGCUCACCCCUCAGACGCUAAAGACCCCUGGACCGAACAGACCGCUCUACGCCUCCUCUCUUAACCAUCCCUCCAUAUCUUGUUAUCCAUCUUUAAUCCUUCUUCACCUGCUCCUAAGGGCCUGGAUUUUCUUUGUUAUCAAGAAAAGACCUGAUAAUCAACGGCCUCGGCUGAGCUGUAAAGAAAAAGAAACAAGAUUAGGAAGGUUAUUUUAUAGCUAAUUAAAGUGAGACAAAGGACAGAACAUCAAAAGGGAGAAAAAGUAAAGUAUAAUAGAAAGUCAGAACUUGGGGGGAAACAAAGAAGAAAGAGGAAAGCCAAAAAGUCUCAAAGUUGAGGAAGGAUAACGUAAGUACAGUUUAGGGACGAGAGGCGAAAUCAUGAAGUCCAACCAUGAACGCAGUAAUGAAUGUCUGCCCCCAAAGAAGAGGGAGAUCCCCUCAUGCACUUUACCAUCUGAAACCCGUUCGAUCACCAUGCCACCUGCCAGUGACAGUCAGCGCUCAGAGAACAUGGCCUGGCUUGCCAGUGUGGCUGGGAAUGAGAGCAGCGUGGGUGGGCACCGUAGCGCCAGUCAUUCUGAUGGGCACCAUUAUAAAUCGCUCUCCUCCACACCAGACUCUUCAACCUCCUCUUCGUCACUGAGGCUGGUCUCAUCUCUUCCCACAAUUUAUACAUCGCCCAUGUCACAAUCUACAGUUGGCGGAACGGUCCAUUACACCCAACUGCCUCACAAUCUGCAGUUCAUAACGUCACCUUACACUGCCCCGUACGCAGGCUACAUCUCCCCUCAACUGCUCCCACCUCCUCCUCCACCUCCCCCCCUCUCCUUGUUGUCGCCCCCCUCCUCUUCUAUGGCCGCACAGAGACCCUCACACACAGAGACAGCCUCUGCUCCUUCGCAGGCCUCCAAGCAUGACCAGCACAGAGCGUCCUCUGGGCGGACCUCCAUGCCACCGCCUUCUACAGAACCCCCCCAUCACCAUACUCACAUGUCCACUUCCCUACGGACUGUCCCGUCAACUCAUCACCAAGGAGGCGUUCACCUCUCUCACCAGUCGCUGCACCACCAUCAUACUUUGGGUCAUGGAAUGUCCCAGGUUUUGGUGCAGUACAUGGACGGAUCCAACAGGAAUGAGGACGGUGGCUCUAGACACAGAGACCUCCACAAUGGAGAGCUGGAAAGGGGCCGGCGGUUUGGAGCAUCCCCUGAGUUCAGCCUCUCCAGGUCGGGGAACAAAUCACGGGAGGUCAAUUCUUCUUUGACCUCUUAUGAGGCCCACCAGCUGGUUCUGCCAUCUGAAUACCCUACUCAUGAUCCCUCAGGGCUGAGAACCUCUGUUAUGCUAAUGCACAACAGCCAUGGAGACCAUCAGCUGGUACCACCCAGAGCCAGCCCUGAUAAGAUGACAAAUUGUUCCCCCGCACACUUCGAGAGAGGUGGCAUCAUCCUGGGCAAGCCAGUCAAUCGCACAUCAUCAUCCUCCUCCAAUACCACCUCCUCGUUCACGUUUCCACCACCAUUGAGUGUAGACAGUCUGAAAGCGGCUGUACGUACACUCUCCCCCCAGACCGUUAUCCAGACCACUCACAGUGCCACAGAGGCACUUUCAAUGGGGCUCCCCUCCAGCAGUAUCUACCCCCAUUCACCUAUCAUCGGUUACAUCGCAGGGGGCAGCGGAAGCCAGCAUACGUCAAUCAGCUACCACACCAGCCUACAACAACACUUACUCAUUCCUGGUCCCCAACCAGUCAUAAUCCCAGUUAGUGGCAGUGGAGUCACCACAUUGGAACCUGUAACCUCCCACAUGACAUCAUCCACCCAAGCUUCUUUUCCCAGCGCACUCCCACACACGUACAUUGCUGCCAGCGCUCCCAAAGAAGAGACUCUUGUAACCUCCAGUGGCUCGUACCACCAGGUCGCUUCCGGUGCAGUGGUCCCAGCCCAGCUUCAUCUCCCCAUUGUUUCCACGCCACCAGGUUUGGUCGCUCAUACUCCUCCUCCCCCUUCCAAUACGGUGGCGCCUCCCGCACUCCCCCCCUACUUCAUCAAGGGCUCCAUCAUCCAGCUGGCCGACGGGGAGCUGAAGCGCGUGGAGGAUCUUAAGACAGAGGACUUCAUCCAGAGUGCCGAGAUCAGCAAUGAACUGAAGAUCGACUCGUCCACGGUGGAGCGCAUCGAAGGCAGCCACGCCUCACCCAACGUAGCUGUGGUUCAGUUCUCUGUUGGUGAGCACCGUGCACAGGUAAGCGUGGAGGUCUUGGUGGAGUAUCCCUUCUUCGUUUUCGGCCAGGGGUGGUCUUCGUGCUGCCCGGACCGGACCACCCAGCUUCUGGAGCUGCCUUGCACCAAGCUUUCUGUGGGCGACGUUUGUAUUUCACUUACCCUCAAGAACCUGAGGAACGGAUCUCUGAAGAAGACUCAGCCCCUGGAGCUGGCCACCGAGGCCUCUGUCCCAGCCUCAAGCCACGGGCACCUCAAACCUCCCAGAGCUGUCUAUGACGCUCCCCAGAUCUUUAGGCACAACGAGCGGGAGAAUGGCAUCAGCCAGCGGGGAAGCGGUGGAAGUGGGAGCGGGAGCGGAGGAGGCCCUAAUGUGGCAAACGGGGAUGGAAUGUUUGGGGAACGAGGGUCAGUUUCUAAAGGUCAGGCUGCCAGCAUCCCAAAAGCCAGCAGGAAGCGGAGGUGGUCUGCCCCUGAAGGUCGAAAAGUGGAGAGAACAGAAGAGGAGCCACCUUUGACCCUGCCCAAACCUUCCUUCAUCCCUCAUGAGAUGAAAAUAAGCAUCGAGGGAAGGUCGAAUAUUGGCAAGUGAAGGCUAACAGGACUGUUAAUAACCCCUGGGAUUCGGGGAAAAACAAUUAUAAAAGGACUCUACAAAGAAAAAAACAUGAAUGCCCACAUCAAUGUUUCAUGUCUUGGUUUUAAAGUUUUGUUUUAGUUUUAUUUUGCUCUUGAAUACUGUACUGUAGAGGUAAAUUCACCCUACAUGGUAUCACCUUACAUGAAGUCCAUGUAGUCUAUAACACAUUUAUACAGGUGGAUUUCCUAUCCCACAAGCAAUCAGUGCCGUUUUGGUGGUUUUCAUGAGAUGACUUAUGGUGAGAGAUUUGUGAAGUGUGCUAAAUGUUGAUCUGUGGCUGUGUGGCACACGGGAGCGAUGCAGGAGGAUUCUGCUCGGCUGCACUUUACACAUUAUGUCAAUUUCAAAUUGAAUUUGUGCACAGUCAGCUUCUCGACAGUCUCUGAGCACUGCUCGUGAGGCUUCUCAGACGGAAACAUGUUCCCACCAUCUCCUGCCUCUCCUGGUGAUUUCACACUGGACCACAGGAGAGCUGUAACAUCAGAUGAUCCUGAGCACGAUACAUUUUAAACAUUUUCAUUUGCUUAAUCUGAGUGGGACUGAGUGUGCGAUUCAGACUGUGUCUCAAUUCAGGGGCUGCCUCCUUCUUAUGACAUAGAGGUGGUCUAUGUUGCCCACGUAGACCGCAAAGGAGUCUUUGUCUCCCCGGGAUGGAAGGAUACAUUUGUAGUAGCCGUCUAGUCGCGCUGCUGUGACGCGAUCGGUCCUCAAAUGCAGCCUCCAAAGGAAGCGGCCCCUAAAUUGAGACACAGCUCCUGUGUCACCGUCAUGUGGAAGACCUGAUCUGUGAUGUCAUCAAGAAGCGCCAGUGUGCCACACAACAGAGAGGGAACAACUCCUACUCUGUUCAGUUUGACGACGGUGGAGUCUUCACCUUCAUCUUUAGCGUUUUUGCUUUUUUCACUCAGACCCUCUCGUCUUCUAUCUCUGCAGUUACUUUUUGUCAUCGAUUGUCAGGAACCUUAAUCAUCAGGGGUCUGUUAGUUGUAGAUCGAAAAUGUUUGGGUUAAUGUAUAAAAUGUGCGAGGCCCUAAUGUAAUACAAGCGCAAACCCACCAGGUUGAACUGAGGGAAAGUGAAGAGGAAGACCUGCACACAGUCCUAAUUGUGUUUUGAUGAAUUACUUUAUAUUUUUUUAAGCAGAAAAGGCUGUGUGACAGGAACCCGAGAGAAUCCACAUGUCAGGUCUGAGAGGGUCAGGAUGUUUCAAAGCAUUUAACACACCUGUCACACUCACCAUACGGCCGACAAAUCUUACUCGUCUCUUUAUUUACACAGUACUGUACAUUUUUAGAUGUUUUUGUCGUUGUUAUUUAGAGGGUAGAAAGUAACAAACAGCACUUUGGAAAGGUGAAGCUUUAGGAAAAGUGAAGGGGUCGCUUGGUAACGUGGGAGCGGAUGUGCCAUGGGAUUACAAAAAGGAAUGACAGGUGCUGGAGGAAAUUCCAGUCAGUUGAUGGUCUGAGGAAACUUGAAGGUGGAGUUAGAAAUAACGAUGGGGUUUUUUGAGCAUGUGCGUCAUUGUAUUAGGAAUGUGUUUUGAACGGAUGAGAUUGGGCGUAAAAAAGAAUUAAAAAGGAAAGAGCCUUCGAAGUAUCCCAGUGAUGUUCUGUACCAGACUGAGAGCAACGACUAGAAGCUCACGCCACAGAAUUUUUGGAGGGUGUCAUAUAUUUGCAAUGUAUGUGCGUAUGCUAGAGUGUGCAUGAUGCUGGUCUGUGUCUGUCCAUACACACACACACACAUGCGAACACAAACACAGAACAUCUCUAAAACUUAAUGACCUACAAUAAUUAUUUAUUUGUUGUGAAGCAGUUGCUGAUUUAGUCCCUACUGCAAAAACACUAGUGGACUCAUAUUGAAUGGAGUUCACACUGCAAACAGUACAGAUGUAAAGGAAGUGUUUGUGUACAUGUGUGAGUGUCUGUAUGAGUAUAUGUAUACUGUGUAUAGGAAGAGGACAUAUACUAUAUAGACAAUACUAAAUGUCCAGUGUUUCUACUUGGAGUCUUUUACUUAAGAGAAUAUUGCAAUUUGCACAUCAGGAGGAGGGAGUUCGGUGGAGACGUGAUUUAUUGUUGUUGUUGUUUUGACGGCCCUGUCCUGAGAGGAGCCCUAGACCGGCAACACACUGGAGGAGACGAGAGUUUUUAUUGUUUUGUUCCUCAACAGGCACUUAUCACAUAUUCGAGGAAAGAGUUUCUGCAUCAGUUAAGGUCAAAUUACUUUGGAGUUUUUAGGUGUAACGCAGAUUUUUAACACGUGCCUGCCUACUGAAUUUGUUUGAAGAUGAAGUGACGUAAUGUGUCUCGACGAGACUCUCGCUCUGCUGUGGACGCCGACGUGUCCAGGGUGGAGGGACGACGGCUCAGCUGAAAUCGUGUUUUGCUAAGAUGUAGCAGUUACCUCAACAGAUGUGCUUGCUGGGUUGACCCAACGUUCAUUGCUCUGUAAGCAACUGAUUGAAUGUUAUUACCAGCUCUUUCUUCUUCAUAUUAAAACGUUUUAAAGUGCAAUGAGAAGUUUGUACAGCAGAGUGUAAUAUAAAUCAUGUUUUGAGUGAAAGUAAGGUGGCGGUUUUUAAAAGUGUCAUAAUGGACACUUAAAAACUCUUGAUACAGGAUCACCAAUAAGUAGGGCACUGGCCCUAGCUGAAAUCUGAUUGGCCCCUGAGGUGCCCCUGUCCUGUUUUCUUUGAAUAAACUAGUCAUUUACUUACAUUAAAUAUGACAGUUUAAGAAUUUUACUUUCUAAACUUUUUUGAGGUAAACAAUGUGCCUGAACAAGGAACAAUUUUCAAAAUAUAUAAAAUAAAGCGUGGCUUUGCUCAAAGCUAUAGAGUUCACAGUAAACAAGAAGUGACUUAAAUUGUUUUUUGAUAUAGAAUCGGCCCCUCUGUGUAAAUCGUGGCCCCCAAUCUGUAAAAAUCCUUGAUUCUUUACGUUCUGAUCACAUGUAUUGUAUAAAUAUUUCCUCUUGCCGCAUGUGACAGUUCACUAUGAUUGUGCACUGCUGCCAUGUUAUCAAGCACAGGUUGCCCACAACACUUAAAGAUGUGGAGAAGUUCCUGCAGGCAUAUCUGUUGAGUUUCCUUCUCGCCCUCUGUAUUAGGACGUGGUUCAUUAGUGUCAUUGAUUAACCUCUCAAGAAGUGGAUCAGUCGUAUUUUCAUCCCAUUGACAUAACACUGAGCAGGAGGAUAGGUGACUGUGAGGGGCAGCACUGUUCCAGGUGGUGGGUGGAUUACCAGGCUGAUGGUGGGAUCGACUUAGAUGGAUGAGAGAUGGAAGUGUAGGUGGAUGGUGAUGGUGAGAGAAUGAGAUUUGAAAAUGCUUUUUUUUUAAAUAAUAAACCAUGUUUGUCAGAUUACCAACGCCACAGUGGUGCAUUUUCAUCUCUUCCUUUUCCUACUGACACAUCACAAUCAUUAGCGGUAGCAGUUGUAGUGCGCGCGUUCAUGUUUUGCAAUGUGUGUGUGUGUGUGUGUCUUUGUAUGUGUCGUACUUGUCCUUUUUGUCCUUCGUCCACCGUUUCCUCCCAACGAAUGAAAAAGCAAACACACAAACUCACCUGUCAACCACUCGAUCCACACUUUCACAGUCGGUCAGGUAAAAACAACAAGAAGACAUUUUGAGCCAAAGCCAAGUGAUUCUGUCGUUUCUUUGGUUACUUAAGAAAGCAAUAGUAUUCAGGCACUCUCCUCAUGUGUGUGGGAGAGGAACACACCCACACGCACCAGUCCUCUGCAAUAAACAACAACAAUAACCAUCAAGUAUCACAACAGAAAGUGAAUACACCUGAAACCACUCAUUUCAGUAUCCCCCCUCUGGUUCUUUAACUAUAGCAGUUGCAACACCAGUUGCUAGUUUUUCAGGGAAGUGUCUCAUAUAUGCAGUAAGUCAACACAACCCCCAGAACCUCCAGUGUCCAGGCUGCUCAGAGUCCUAAACUCCGCAGGGGAUCCCGCGCACCUGAAGGAACCGGUCCACAUUCCGACCUCGGCCCAGGCGCCGCUGCCACGACUCCCGUAGUGACCUCGUUGACCUUGUUUCAGGUACCCAGUCAUAGCCAGCCAGCCUCACAAGCACCUCCUCCUGAGGCGAAGCAAUCGAAUAACCCUCAACAACCGAUAGCUACCUGUCAGUGUGGCCUGCACUGCCUGACCCCCCCCCCCCCCCCACACCAACCCGCUCAUAACGUCAGAUUUUUGAUAUUCUGUCUCCUUUUCACUGCUCAGCUCACACAGGUCAUUGUGUUUAUACUUCAGUGGAAAUGCAUGCCUGACAAUAGACUUUAAAGCAAUCUGAUGCGUCGGAGCGGGAACGUCACUUCGUAGCGACUGCUCCCGGGGGGGGGGAGGGAGGGAAUGGUGUGUUGUGGUUUUUAGUUUUUCGUCAAAAUGAUCCCGAGUAGAACCUUUCGAUCCCCCCUGACAUGUACCACGAUGUGCAAUACUUCGAUUUUUUUGUUUUCUCCCCUUUGCUGUGCCAAGUGUAUGUAGCAUAGACCUACUCCAGUGUCUCAUCGUGUUAAUGGCUUGUGUAUUUCGCUGUGUGCUGAUGUGUUUGUGUGUGUGCGCGUCGCAUCUGUAAAGCAAAUUGAGACGUUUGUGAACAGAAACUAAUGGAGAGUUUGUCCGUUCUUCUAUUUCCCUGUUGUCAUUGCAGCCUUCCUUAAUACGAGUGGGCAGGAAACCAUGUUAGUGUGUGUGUGUCUGCGCCGUGAGUCGUGUUUAGUGUGCGUGCUUACGUACACUUGGUGUUCAGAUGUGUAUGAGUGUGUGUGUGUGUGUGUGUAACUGUGUGAUCACAAACCCUUACCCUCGAUGGUUAGUGGUAAGACACACAGAAAAAACAAAACUCAUCGCUAGUGAGGACCACUUUUUUUUGGUAAAAAAAUAUGAAAAAAAUAGUAAAAAUAAGAAAUAAUUUAAAAAAAAUAACUACCAACCAACAGAGAUGCACAUGUAAGUAGAUGUAAAAGACUUGAUAAUGUUUCAGCACUUUCUAAUCCUAGGAUGGGCUUGGUCUAACCCCUCUGUCUCAGACCGAUACCUUCCCCUAGGUGUAACAUUCAUUCAAAACAGACAGAGAGAAUGAGAGCGGGGGGGAAAGGGGGAGAAUAACGUUGAAAAAAAGAGAGUGACAAUGAGAGAGAGAUGGCUCAGUUUAAGUUUUUUGCACAUCACCUUGCCGUAACCUUGUGUUUAUCUGUCUGUGCUCCAUCUCACUUGGCGCCCGGCGCGUUCUUGGGUCCAACGGGCCGAGGUGUUAGGUGAUCCCUUGGUUCUUUUCUUUUAAGGAAAACCUUUUUCUCAUGGAAUGCAUCCCUUCUUUUUGUUCGUAGUCUUCCGCCACGUGCCGACCAGGCUGUGCUGUUAAAUAGUGGUUUUGUUCCCAUUUGGGGUUUUAAUUUUUGGCGGAUUUCUCUGUCAGGAGCUCGGCGCAGCUUGGUUCGGUGGCAAGGUGUGAAAACGCAGCGUUCCAAACUUUUGCUUUAUUUUAUUUUUAAUUUUUUUUGCAUUAUCCUUGGUGCAGGAGCUUUUUGGUGUUUUCGGUCUCCUUGUAGCACUCACUAUAAUGUCAGGGGACUUAAAACUACAUGUAGAGAAUGUGUCAUUGUUGAGUUUUUAUGACAAGCUUCCUCAUUGGAGGAACACUGCUAAUGUCUUUUUUUUUUAAUUGGCUUCUUCUUGCACAACUUGACAAAUAAAAUGAAUGUUGGUGUGUGAGCUUUGGACUUUUUCGAUCAGAAAAAAAAGGCAUGUGUGCUCUUUGAUGUUUCUACUUUCAUUUUGCGAAAAAAGGACAUGUUCUUGGCACUUUGUCGUGUUUUAAAAGUGAACAGAAUUCAAUCAGGAUUCCUUUUUUUUUAAUUUGUAUUCUUUGUUUUUCUCUUUUGUUUUGUAUGAUGUCUCGUCGAUGUCCAUAGCGCUGGAUAACCAACUCAGGCAGAAAGAAAAAAAAAAACUUGUAGAGGCCCACGUAACAGUUUAGUUUCACCCCGAUCAAUUUACAAAGUGGGCUGUUUGAUAUGGGUUAUAAGAUAUGUACAUUUAUGACAUAUGAUUUGAUAUAAUUAACAAAUGUCAUUAUUGACAGUUAACUAUGAAUUAUUAUUAAUAUGAUAUUAUGUGUAAAAAGCUGGAGAAGGCUUGGUCGUCUCUUCAGUGUACUGAACGUCUGCCUCUCUCUGCAAGGCAACAAACUCUUCAGCGGGGGGGACGGGCCGCACAUGACCUCUGACCCUACCAACUGCCACGGAGGGGGUGGGGCUUAUCCUGCAGGUGUGGCCUCAAUUUGACUCCUCCCCCGUUUCUGAUCACGCGGCCCUCCGCGGCCGGCGACCAGUCUGUUGACAUGUGUCUCUGCUCACGUGUUGCACCGAGAACUGAACUGACACUUUGUGGCCCUUUGAGACGGUGGCAGAGAACAUCAGCACAGACCUGCACGGACACGGUCUGGCCGCCAGGGGGCUGCAGCAGGUCCCAGCCAACUUGUUUGUACUAUAUUGUACUCACCAAGUCCCUGUGUCUCACCACCCCCCUUUUCCUCUAUAGCAAUGGAGAAACCCUGUUGGUGUAUGUAUUUGACAUCUGUACAAAUGCACCUCUUUGAAAAAGAAAAUGAAACCUUGACAUAUCUGGAAUAAAUGAGCAAUUUGUGUCUUUA
This is a messenger RNA of Pleuronectes platessa (European plaice), 11042 nucleotides long. RefSeq names its product ataxin 1a (gene atxn1a). NCBI's taxonomy places the organism in Eukaryota, Metazoa, Chordata, Actinopteri, Pleuronectiformes, Pleuronectidae. Gene Ontology annotation, molecular function: protein binding; RNA binding. Gene Ontology annotation, biological process: negative regulation of transcription by RNA polymerase II; nervous system development. The transcript has 3 exons. The coding region runs from base 1889 to 4324 and encodes 811 amino acids. Gene Ontology annotation, cellular component: nucleus. The record is from RefSeq and is a predicted model, not a curated record.